AUGGGCGAGAACUUCAAGUCAGAAGAUAUACUUGGAUUUAAACUUGAUAGGUGUAUUUCCGAUACCUUGAUUAAGACAGGUGCUGGUUUAUUUGGGGGAAUCAUAUUUUCUGUGGUGCUUGCUAAAAGGCGUCCAUGGCCACUUAUCUUCGGGACUGGUUUUGGUCUCGGGAUGGGGAUUUCCAAUUGUAAUAAUGACUUUAAACAACCACUUCCUUUGGUUUCUCACCGUAUUGUGGUAAGUUUUCCUGACCUUCAUUGUGGAUCGUUUCAGAGUUCAAAUCAAGUUCCGGAUGAAAAGAUAGACACAUAG
Schistosoma guineensis is the source of this 312-nucleotide messenger RNA. NCBI's taxonomy places the organism in Eukaryota, Metazoa, Platyhelminthes, Trematoda, Strigeidida, Schistosomatidae. The record is from the annotation of a GenBank genome assembly.